GGUCCAGAGUGUUUGAGGGGGGGGGGGGAAGCUCAGACACACACAGACAUACAGCAGCAGUAUCUCUUCCACCAUGAACAACCUUCGAGUGAGACUGAACUGUGCAAGGCUCUUCGCUGCCGGGGGCUUGUUUCUCUUCUUUGUAACUUCGUGCACCAACUAUUGGCUGCAUGCUGUGACCUACCCGAGUCUGAACACCAGUGAGCUGGAGCAGCCCUCCUAUUCAAAUGGAACUAACCAGCAAAACACCAAUGGAGAAAGGAAUUCAGUUGGAUCAAAUGAAAACUAUUUCACUGGGAAUUCAACCAGAACAAAUCAACCACUUGUCCUUAAACAUUCUUCAAACAGCCGAAAACGAUUCAAUAAAUACAGAAUCUUAGCUGUGAAACAACCGACUCUGAUUUAUUAUCAUGAAGGGUUCUUCUGGAAAUGCUGGUUUACUGACCAAUGGACAGAAGAUACAAUUUUAAAAUUUAUCUUCAUUAACCAACCACCUUCAAAGUGCUGUGUCCAUGCUUAUUCUUCCCCGUUUCCAAGCAGCAAUGGGGAAACCUCCAUCGAAUUUGAAUCUGCAUUAGUUUAUCGUCAAUGCUGGAGUGCAUUCAUGUUCUUGGCAGUGAUAGUUAUUACAAUUGGAUCUAUUGUCAUCAUUUUUAAAACAUUUUGGAACAAUCAUGAGAAGAAUAAAAUUGUGGGAGGCAUAAUGUUUCUGUGUGGUGGUCUUUACAUUGCGUCUAUUGUCAUGUAUGUCUGCUGGAUAUCAGCUGUAUAUCAAAUGGUGAACCAAGACGUUACAUUUCUAAAUGUUGAUGAGACGGUAGUGACAUAUGGUUGGUCUUUCAUGGCAGCUCCUGUUGGAAUACUGCUGUCUUUGAUUUCAGGCUUGUUGUUCUGUAAUCUCUCUGGUACUGCGAGCAAUAGAAAGGACAUAAAUGUGAAUUCAAAGUUUGAUUGGUAAAUUCAAUUUAAAUGUACAGGCAAUAACAAAAUCUGAAAUGUAUCAUUGUAUUUUAUCCUGUCAAGAUAUCAAAAUAUUCUGCUUGUAUUCAAUAAUAAUUCUUGCUAUAUAGCUUUAGAAUUUUAUCUUAACAUCUUCAGUUUUGAAUGCUUAGUAUGGUAAAAGUGAGAUGAAAUGGUUUAAAGAAAAAAUAAAUGUGAGAGUAUUUUCUUUAGUUCCAGAAAAAAAAUAUAGAAGCUAUCUGUUUGGGAUUAAUUUUGAUGCAAAUUUUAUACAGAUGAGGAACUUCAGAAAGGUUUGGUUGAUGAAUAUCCAAGCUGUAUGGAAUAAUAUACAUUCAACAAAAGCUGACCCUAAAAAAUAGCUGAGGAUUGACCUUGCUGAUAUAAAGGAACUGUGAAAAAAAUAUCUAAGAUAAAGUGAGUUGAUGAAAGAUGCCAAUUAUCAAGCUGUUUUACAAAAAGCAAAAUGCUUGCUUGAAGAAAUUCUGUGAAGUAGUAUGUCUUGUACUGCGAAGGUUUAUAUGGAAAAUGCUAAUCAAUAUUUUCUUUAAUUUUUCUUUGUGAGUAAAAAUUUUUGUUUAAAAGAAAAUGAAAGUGUUUAACUUUUUUUUUCUGCAGGUUACAGUGUGUGUUAGUUAUUUGUUAGUUAUGUCUUAGUUAUGUGUUGGUUAUGUGUUACUUUAUUUUAAUAACAUGGUAAAAUGUAUCCUUUAAUUACCUUGAGCACUUAGGGAGAGAUUGCUGGCACAUAUAAGUAUACAACAUAAAACAGGCAUGUGUAAUGUUUCAAAUUCCAAAUAAAGUUAUUGCAAAGAAAA
Molecule: messenger RNA, 1778 nt
Organism: Chiloscyllium plagiosum (whitespotted bambooshark)
Lineage: Eukaryota; Metazoa; Chordata; Chondrichthyes; Orectolobiformes; Hemiscylliidae
Product: transmembrane protein 182-like
Cellular component (GO): membrane
Source: RefSeq, a predicted model, not a curated record